Molecule: messenger RNA, 498 nt
Organism: Pieris macdunnoughi
Lineage: Eukaryota; Metazoa; Arthropoda; Insecta; Lepidoptera; Pieridae
Source: the annotation of a GenBank genome assembly
AUGUACAACGAUUCAGUAGUUCCUGUAAAAAUGGAGUCUUUCAGUGGUAUUGUGGCCAAAAGCCCUAUUAGCAAAUGUAUCGAGACAGUAUUAAGGCGAGCCUGUUUAGAGAAAAGGUUAACCAUAGGACUGAUGCCGGCACUGAAAUACCUGUCUACGAAUAGUCGAGGAGCACUAUUCUGUAUACAAGCAGAGGCAAGGCCAGGAGACAGUGCUACUCACAUGCAAGAAGUUCUUCUACAGGCCUUUUGUAUGGAAAAUGAAAUUUAUACCAUAAAGGUGGAUUCUGAGGAUAAAUUAAAGAACCUUUUGGGUUGCUGUAAAACGUCUUUGGACUUUAGCUGCGUCCUUAUACAUUAUCCCUUUCUGGACCCCUUCAGUGAUUGCUGUGAAAUGGACUUAACAAUUCUCUCAGAAGCAGAGAAAGAUUUAAUUAACCACUGCGAGACAAAUUGGGGCUACUCACAGAUUCCAGUUAUUAAACUUCCGGAGAAGUGA